Penicillium oxalicum is the source of this 1236-nucleotide messenger RNA. Its product is annotated as intradiol ring-cleavage dioxygenase. Gene Ontology annotation, molecular function: oxidoreductase activity, acting on single donors with incorporation of molecular oxygen, incorporation of two atoms of oxygen; ferric iron binding. The record is from RefSeq and is a predicted model, not a curated record. Bases 1 to 1236 code for a protein of 411 amino acids. The transcript is spliced from 5 exons. Lineage: Eukaryota; Fungi; Ascomycota; Eurotiomycetes; Eurotiales; Aspergillaceae.
AUGGUCCGCUUCACUUCUGCAAUGACGGUUGGCCUUGUCGGUCUAGCAUCAAUUGCGGCUGCUCAUCCAGGCCAUGACCACAAGGCUGAAGCGGCCGAGCGCCGCCACUUCGUCCAGAAUUCGGGCAUCCAAACCCGCAGCCUGUCGCAAUGCGCGGCCAAACUGAAGACUCGUGGACAUGAAGCAAAGAACAUCGCUCGUCGUCACCAUGCAGUUCGACAGAUUCGUCGUCGCCGUGGCUUGAAUCGAGAUGCCCAGUAUCUCAAGGCUCGAGAUCUUGAUAGUGUCUUGAGCACAUCGCACGCAUCCAAUUUGACUGGAAUUACUCCCUCGACCGAUGCAUCUGUGCUGUUUGGUUCCGAGGCCACAUGCAUUUUGGCUCCGGAUGUUACCCAGGGUCCUUAUUAUGUCAGCGGUGAACUCAUUCGUCGAAACAUCGUCGACGAUGAACCCGGUGUGCCGCUCUAUAUGGACAUUCAGCUCAUCGACACCAACACCUGUGAACCUCUUCCUGAUAUGUACAUGGACCUCUGGCAUUGCAACUCGACCGGUGUAUACUCGGGUAUUCAAGCAAAUGGCAACGGUGAUUCCACCGACGCCACCAACUUGAACGCAACCUUUCUCCGUGGAAUUCAACCCAGCGACGAAGAAGGCAUCGUCCAAUUCGAGUCCAUCUUCCCAGGCCAUUACACCGGCCGAGCUACUCAUAUUCACGUCCUCACCCAUCCCGUCAACGAGACAACCGUCCUCCAAAACAACACCAUCUCCGGCCUCUACUCCUCCAAAACCUCCCACGUCGGCCAACUCUUCUUCGACCAAGAUCUCAUCACCCAAGUCGAAAAGACCGCCCCUUAUUCUACUAAUACCCAGGAUCUCACCACCAACGCCGAGGAUACCAUUCUCGCCCAGGAAGCCGAUUCCAUCGAUCCUUUCAUGGAGUAUGUCCUUUUGGGCAAUGACCUGUCCGAUGGCAUUUUCGCCUGGAUCACCGUCGGCGUGGACAGUACCGAGGAUACCACCGUGACUCCGGCGGCUUAUUAUACCGAGCAAGGCGGUGUUGAGAAUGAGAAUUCUGGUAUGCGUGGUGGUGGUGGUGGUGGUGCGGGUGGUGCUCAGCCCAGCGGUGCUCCGAGACCCAGCGGUGCGGUUUCCUUCUCCUUGGUCGCGACUCCAUCAUCCAGUGUAUCUGGAUCUACAUCUCUGAGCGUUGACGCCUGCGGCGAAACAGUUGUCUAA